Molecule: messenger RNA, 747 nt
Organism: Symbiodinium necroappetens
Lineage: Eukaryota; Dinophyceae; Suessiales; Symbiodiniaceae
Source: the annotation of a GenBank genome assembly
GUUUAUGAAGCCAGUCGCGGUGCAGAGCUCAGUCUUGCUGCGGACUGCAACUGGAUUUCCCGAAUCGACACGAAGCUGACAAACAUCAAGUUGCCCUGGGAGCCGGUGGCACCCGAUCUGCCCAGCUCGCAGAUGAGCUUGUGGAAGGAGUCUCCACCGAACUCGAAGAGCUACCAACUCCAGUUUGCAUGCCGCUAUUCCGCCUCCAUCUCCUGUGUGGCUUUGGUCACCGGCGGUGAGGAGGGAGGUUGCUGCCUGUGUGGCCUGAGUGACGGUGCUGUCGGCUUUCAGAAGAUGUGCGCGCCGAGCGGUGUUUCUCGCGGGGCUACCCUGCCCUUGCUGAAGCACACAGCCGCCGUCUCUGCGUUGGCCGUGGACGAGCGAGUGCAAUGGCUGUUCUCGGCAAGUAAAGACAACGCCCUGAAGGUCUACGACCUGGUGAGGCAGAUGAUGCAGUGCGAGACGCAGUCGCCGAGCCCCACCACAUCGAUGCAUUUCGAAGAGGCGCAGCAGAGGCUCUUCACAGGCCUGCAGAGCGGUCAGAUCGCGGUGUGGGACACGUCCGUCCUGCCUCUGACGCUGCUUUGCAGCGUUCCUGAUGGUUCGACGGCUGUCUCAAGGGUCAGCGGCAUGGAUUACGAGGCUUCCACGGGAACGCAAGAUGCCACAGAUGCUUCGGCGCCGCAACUUUCACAGCUCGAGGCUUUUGGUUGUAGGUCGUCAGCGGCCCUUGAAAGCCUUGCCUAG